Messenger RNA from Contarinia nasturtii (swede midge), 3284 nucleotides. It is a transcript of the gene cutlet, whose product is annotated as chromosome transmission fidelity protein 18 homolog. The record is from RefSeq and is a predicted model, not a curated record. NCBI's taxonomy places the organism in Eukaryota, Metazoa, Arthropoda, Insecta, Diptera, Cecidomyiidae. Gene Ontology annotation, molecular function: ATP binding; ATP hydrolysis activity. The transcript is spliced from 10 exons. The coding region runs from base 121 to 3063 and encodes 980 amino acids.
UCAACAACACACAACACGAAGAAAAACAUUCUAUUUGCUUUGUUCUAGAAAAUCAAUAUUAAUUAAAAUAUGAAAUAUUCUUUGUAAAUUUUUGCGAGUAUAUUAAACGUAAAAACAAAAAUGGAUUAUCCAACAGAGGAGGAAAUGGCUGAAUUCUAUGAAUACGCUGCGGUGCAAACGAACCAGCCUAUGUCGCAGCCACAAUCACAGCCUCUGUCACAGCAAUUUCCCACGGAGAAAAAUACACCGUCAUCAAAUCGUGGUGAGCACAGUUUUUUCCACAACAGCACCCAAUUGUCACAAAUUCCACCGAAUGACACAGUGAAUCGUCGCUUGUUUGGAACACCAUUGAACGAUGGUAACCAUUCAAAUCGAUUGGCUUCAACGCCAUUUUCGUCGGCCAAUGGAUGUCAUACACCAAAUCCAUAUCGUUUUCGUUUCGACGACGACGAAUUUGAGAAUAACUUACCGCCAAUCGAACAAAAUCCACGUAAACGUCGUUUGGACUUAGAUCUAUUUGGCGAUAUUGAUGACAUUGUGCGUGAAGAGCAGAGAGGAGCCGCACAAGUAUUCUAUUCGGACGAUGUUGAGGAAAAUGCCAAGAAGAAAGCAAGAUCCGAAGAAGAACAAGAUAAUAUGAUUAUUGAACGAAUUUUGGCGGCUCGAGCCGAUUUGCAAGCGAAAAAUAAUAACAUCAUGAAACAAUCUAAACUACAGCAGCUCGAAGCUUUGCACCAAUUCAAAGCAAGAAAUUUAUCAGAAGUGUAUCCAAAAUGGCCAUGUAUACCGGUGGUGACCGAUCGAAGUCGCAUUUAUGUUCGUAUGCAUAACGAAGAAUUUGAAAAGAAUCAACUUAAUGAGUUGACGCUUCGAAAGAGUUUUGGUAAAUUGCUGGGCGAACACAGUGACGAUGUUUGGAAUGAAGCGCAAAAAAUCGUCACAAAUCGAAUGACACAGCAGGCUCAAUCGCAAGCAGAACAAUUGAGUGAAAUCGACGAAGUUGUUAUUGUGAAUGAAGCAAUACCAAAUGCAGGUAAAUUAUGGGUGGAAAAGUACAAGCCAAAGGGAUAUUUUGACCUUUUAUCUGAUGAAUCCACGAACCGUAGUCUGCUGACAUGGUUGAAGAUGUGGGAUAAAAUCGUCUUUGGCAGGUCGUUUCAGAAAGAGAAAGACCUAACGAACGAACAAAAGAAUGCGGCAAGUAAUUUCAACAAGAAAACCGGUCGUUUUGAGGUGGGAAGUGUUCGUUUCCGUAAACAUCGUCCAAAUGACUUGAAAACAGAGAUUGAUUCUCAUGGAAGACCGAUUCAGAAAAUCGCCGUUCUUUGUGGUCCUCCGGGUUUGGGUAAGACGACACUAGCUCAUACAAUCGCACGUCAUGCUGGUUAUACAGUGCGAGAAAUAAACGCAUCGGACGAUCGAAGUCCGGAAUGUUUUCGAUUGGCAUUACAAAAUGGCACUGAAAUGCAAACCACAUUAUUGGAUCAAGAGAAACGACCAAAUUGCAUAAUAUUAGACGAAAUUGAUGGUGCACCGCUUGCUUCAAUUGAAUUCCUGUUGAAAUUCAUUAACGAUCAAACGAAAGAAGUGAAAAAAUCAAAAGCACCAACUGACAAAGCGGGUGGCAAAAAGCCAAAAGCAAGUGGUAUAUUACGUCGUCCAAUAAUUUGCAUAUGUAAUGAUAUUUAUGCACCAUCGUUGCGACCACUACGUCAAGUAGCCUUCAUUGUGACAUUUCCACCAUUGGAUAGUGGACGUCUUGCCGAACGUUUAUAUGCAAUUGCACGAAAGGAGAGGCUCACGACUGAUAUGACCACAUUGAUGGCACUUGCUGAAAAAUCGGGCAACGAUGUACGUUCAUGCAUAUCGGUGUUACAAUUCUUUGCAAAUAGCCGUAAACCGCUCGAUUUGGUUGAUGUAAUGAAAUCGAAUAUUGGUCAGAAAGACAAGCAAAAAGGUUUAUUUGAAAUUUGGUCGUCGGUAUUUCAAAUUCAACGUUAUAAAGGUGGUUUUGACCCGGUUCAAUGUAAAGCAAUUGGUGCAAGUGUCGAUACAACGAUACAAAUACCACAAACUGUUGAUACGUCAAUGCGGUCAAGAGUCGAACAUGUGCUAAAUGUUGUUCACAUGGGUGGCGAUAAUGACAGGCUUGUCAAUGGCGUUUUCGAAAAUUAUCUAUCGCAAAAAGUCGACGGCAACCUCUUGAACAUUACUGAAGCGGGUGAAUGGUUUUGUUUUACCGAUAUAUUGAAUACACAAAUUCAAACCGUACAAAAUUACAGUGUCUAUCCAUACUUACCGUACACUUAUGUUGCCUGGCAUUUGCUGUUUGCUGGCAUUUCGUGGCCUAAAAUUACUUUUCCAACACAAGGCUUUGAGUACUAUCAAAAGUCCAGUACACAAAAGACAAUUCGAGCUUCGUUCGUUAAGAGCUUGUCGGUGAUGGUUCGCAGUUUGGCCAAUAGUCCAACGAUUAUAUCGGAUGCAGUAGCAAGUAUACGACAAAUUAUUUGUCCUUCAUUGCGUUCGGUGUCACUUCAGUUGCUCACACCAAAAGAACGAGCUGAUCUAGCACAUACAGUUGAUGUCAUGGUUGAUUUGGGUUUAACGUAUGCACAAACAAAAAAUCCAGAUGGAACAUAUCAGUAUCAACUUGAACCCGACAUUAAUUUUUUGUGCAAUUUCAAAGUUAAUCAAUGGACAAACGAACUGACCUAUUCUAAUAUGCAGAUAAUCGCGCGUGAAGUGGAAUUGCAAACGAUGAGGCGAUCAGCACCGAAGGAUGGUGGCGUGAAUACAACGAAGUCGAAUAAAGCGCCGUUAUCAAAGCCAAAGCCACAAAAUCACUUGCAAAAAUUGAACACAAAAUCCGUCAAUAUGCGAAUGAAAAUGAAAGAACUGGUAACAAAGGACUUUUUCGGUCGCAUAACCGAAAAACGUGUAGCGUUACCAGUACAAGAAGGUGGACGUGACCAAAUAGUUAAAAGCCCCAUUUGGUAUCGUUAUAAGGAAGGAUACAACAAUGCCGUUCGAAAGGAUUUGACAUUGCAAAGUUUACUCUAAAUAACAAUUCGGUUUCAUUUUAUUUUAUUUUUUCAUUCAUUUUGUUCGUACCUUCGAAUUCCCCGACCAAUUAACAUUUUCCAUAUCCAUAUUUAUUAUCUUUCGUUUAGCACUACAUAGUAAAACUUUUUAAAAUACAUACAAAGUAAACAACAACAGCAAAAUCAAAAGACCUUGUGAACCUAAAUAUUAUUUAAAAUAAAAUUAUAUGGAAAAUUGAA